AUUUUGAACGCGCAGGAUAUUGUACACAUCGUAGACAUCAAAGGCGUUAGAGCUAUAGCGAAUCAUCUCACUUUUAUUCUAGAGUGUUACAGCGUGACCAGCAUAUUAACGAUAUGGCUGAACCUCUGUCGAACCAAUGUAUUAACGAUGGGUUAGGUGAUCAGCAAGAAAGUAUAGCUGAGCGUCGGGGGCUGCAAGAGUCUGGGGACGCGGCAUCGACAUCGCAAAAGCGAGGAACAGAGCAGGAUGGUGCAGGUGUAACUGCCACAUUCCAGGGAGAAAUGCCGGGGCGCCGGAGAACAGGGUCAGCAAGCCGGGAUUCGCCAUAUCAACCAGAAGGGUUACAGCCGCAAGCUGAGGUAGCGCAAAGCGGGAACGGGGACUACAGCCCCGGCGACCCCGGUGACUGCCCCGACGACGCCCUCGCCGCGCUGGCUGCCGCCGCCCGUGACGACGUGGUGGGUCAGCUGCCCCGCUACGCCGCCCCCUCGCUGGCCUCCUGCCUGCCCGCCUACCGCAACGAGGAGCAGGAGUUCAUCCUGCGCACCUUUGCGGGCGGCAACUACGACAUGCUGCGACACCUGCCGGACAGCAUUCGGGAGCAGCAGGUCCUUGCCGCCCGCUCCGCGCGCCAGGAGGCCGCCCGCACCUUCCUGCUGCCCGGCCAGCUGGGCUCGCAGCUGCGGCUGAGGUCGGGGCCGCCCAACCAGCAGGGGCUGUUCACCGCAUUCGAGUACAUACCCUCGCGCUACUCCCUGGCUGCCGAGCUGGCCUCCAAGGAGCGGGUGGCGAGUGAGGCCACGCGGCUCACCAUCGGGCGGGGGCAGGAGUUCAAACCCGUGGUGGCGCAGCCGCUGCAGAAACAGCAGGAGAUCGGCCCCAAGACCGGCUACGUGUACCUGGCGGGGCCGUACGAGGACACGGAGGACCUGAGGCUGUCGGAGAGGUCCCACACCUCCUCCUCCGCCGUGAACCCUCCCUUCAUCCCCGCCGGCUGCCAGAAGCUGGGGGCGGAUGUGCCCACCCGGCCGGCGGCGCUGGAGAUGAUGAAAAACACGAAGAGGGCGCUGGAGGCCGAUUGGGAGGGUGCGGUGAUCAGCCUGUUUGAGAACGAGCACGACUGCUGGGUGGUUUGUUUCCAAGAGGCCAGUGUUGACGGCGGGCUGGCGGGGCUGUCCGCCUACAUGAACGUAUUCGUGCGCACCAACCCGGUGGCCACGGAGUACAGGCUGACAAAGGUUGUUGAGUACUGGUCCUGCAGCCCGGGUGACGGCUGCGUGUACUUUGUGAUGCGGCCGCCCUGGGUGGCGCCGCAGCGGCUGGAGACCUUCUUCACACUGCACCCGGAGGAGCGCGACUGGCGCACCAGCUUCCCGGUUGCCGAGAUGGAGGCGGUGCGCAGGGCCCGACGCAAGGCCCUGGAUGCCGGUGACGACGAGCUGGAGGUGGACCAGCGCAUGCGGCAGAUGUCCCUCCGCUCCCACCACUCCACCACCCCGCACUCGGGCCUGGGCUCAGCACCCGCCUCAGCCUCCACACCCGCCACCACCGCCUCCGCCUCCGCCCACACCCCCGCCAGCCUGCCGCUGCCGCCGCUGCCCGCCCUGCCGCCGCAGCAGCAGCCGCAGAACCCGCCGCCGCCGCAGCUCUCGCCGCCCUCUGGCUUGGGCGCCUCCGCCUCCGCCUCCUCCCUGCCACUACCACCCUCGGGGGGCGUAGGACCAGGGGCAGGGGCAGCAGGAGGAGCAGGUGGAGGCGGGCCCUCCCCGGCCGCCGCCUCUUCACUGCCCGCGGGGGCGACACGAACGCUAGCAGCGAGUGCGGCGUCGGGGAUGGGGAUGUGAGGAGGUAAAGAGGAAAGGAGGAGAGGGAAGAAGGGAACGGCAGGAGAAAGAAGGGGGAGAACUGCAUGAGCGAAACGCUGUUACUGUCUGUUACUCUUAGAAGGGGAAGGGAGCGGACGAGGUGGUGGCGGUGGAGGGCUGCAGCCGAGGACAGCCUUGGCACAUGAUACAUGAGUCGUAAAGAAGAGGACGGUUUCCUGGGCUCCACCUAUCGAGCAACGACAAGCCUGGUG
Astrephomene gubernaculifera is the source of this 2077-nucleotide messenger RNA. NCBI's taxonomy places the organism in Eukaryota, Viridiplantae, Chlorophyta, Chlorophyceae, Chlamydomonadales, Astrephomenaceae. The record is from the annotation of a GenBank genome assembly.